AGUUCUUCAACUUGGCAUAAACUUUGGCCUUCAGCAAAUAGAGCGCUUGUCCAACUGCGCUUGGGGAGUGCCCGAAACACACUCACACACACAAGCAAAGCUGACUAUGUUUUGAAAAGUGAUCAACAGAUACACACAAACAGGAUCUAUUAAGAAAGAACAUCUUGACAACACAAGGAAACAGGAACUACAACAACAAUGCUUUACUACUACAGUCUACUAUUUAUCUUAGGUUUAUUUGCCCACACAAUCUCGGCCCAGUCACUGCAUGCAAGUGCAGCCAGGGCUGGAGCCAGUUUCGAUGGAGCUUCUCAGGCUAGCUCGGCCAAACCAAGGAAUCGACGCAUGUAUGCCAUGUGUCCACCACAAUUCCAUCGCGUGGGCACCGAUUGUUAUUCCCUGGUGGAGCAGCGUAGCAGUUGGCUGGAAGCGCAUUUCUUUUGCAAGGAUAAGAAUGCCAAUUUAACUGAGCCAGCCAAAUAUGCCGAUCGCAAGUUAAGAAAAUUCCUGCAGCAGGAGGACAAGCGGUCGGGAGACAUCACACCAAUUUGGAUUGGAGCUACCUAUAAUCAUCAUAACAAUGCCUGGGAAUGGUCAACAACGGGCAACAAUUUGACCUACAAUUCGUUUAGCAAAAUAGAUCCCACCUAUUUGCAACUUAUCUCCAACAGCAAGCCGCAGGAUAAUUUCUGUGCUGUCUAUGAUCCAAAUUUGAAAUAUCGUUGGUCGGCCCGUUCGUGUCCAGAUAAAUUGCGUUUCAUAUGCCAACAUAAGAUGCCAAAGGUUAGUGAGGCGAAUCGCUAUAAAAUCUAUAAUCGUUGGAAUACCACCUAUCCGCAUGAAUUGGCCAAUGAGGUAAUAUUGAAUGUCUUAGAUCAUGGCGAUAAGGAUCGAAGUUAUAAUCGUCGUGUCAAGGCCGAGGGCAGUGAUGAGGUAAUGAUUAUUCCUCAUAGUCGCCGCAAUAAGGGAAGAACUCAGCAGCGUCAGCAACGCCCGCGCCCAAUUCCAUCGCAUCCUAAUGAUGUCAAUGCCCAGCCCAAUCUCAACAGGCGCCCCAACAAGCGUCCACGUCCCACAAAAUCUUCGGCUGUGACAACAUCUCAGGCGCCAGCAUCUCUGUCGAAGCACAACAAUAAUGAUGUUCUGCCCUCGACUAUCACACCCACUGGCAGGAGUCCUCAUGAGAUAACUCAAUAUGAUCGCAAAUUGCAACGGCAACGGGAGAAGGAGCGACGUCGCCAGCAACGUAAGCGUGAACGUCAAGAAUUGAUGCGCCAACAGCGUCGUGAUCGUCAACGGAAACAGCGUCAGGAGCAGCAACGUUUGCAACGUGAAAAGGAGCAACGCGAACGCGAACAAUUAGAGCGGGAGCAGCCUCAACAACACGAACCCAUUGCCGAGAUACCCGAUGAUCUGCGUCUUCAGGGUACCAUCACACAACACCAGCAGGAGCGUGAGGAGGAGGAAUACAAAGAGAGGCAACUAAAGGAGCAGGAACGUCAGAGGAAGGACCACGAACAACGCGAGCAGGAAUAUAAGCAAAAGCAGCGUGAACGUGAAUUGGAGCAACUGAAGCAACGACAUGACCAGGAGGCACGUCAACGUGCGGCCGACGAUGAGGCCGAACGCAUUCGUCAGGAACGCCUUGAGAAGCAACGACAACGCGAGGCCGAAGAGCGUCGUCAGCAUGAGGAACAGUUGCGCAAACAGCGUGAGGAACAGGAGGAGGCAGAUCGUCAAGCUGCCGCCCACCGAGCAGCCGAAGAGAAGCGUCUGCGCGAGGAACACGAAGAGCGACUGCGUAAGGCUAAAUCUGAACAGGAAAAACAAUUGGCUGAAGCCCAUGAGGCCAAGCGUCGCGAGGAACAGGCCAUAAAGGAACAACUGGAACAGCAGGAACGCCAACGCCAAGAGCAAAUCCGUCGGGAGCAAGAGGAGGAGGAGAAACGCCAACAGCUGAUAGAAUUGGAACAGGCUCGUCUCUUUGAGCAACGUGAAUUGGAGCGCCUGGCCGAGGAGAAUCGUCGACGUGAACAAUUACAGCAUCAACGCGAUGCAGAAAUUGCUCAACGUGAGGCCACUGAGAAGAAAUUGCAAGAGGAAGAGGAGCGACUGCGUCAAGAGCUAGCCGAAGAAGAGAAGGCACGCAAACGGCAGCUGGAAGAGGAUAUGCAACGCGAAGAGGAGACACGUAAGGCCAAGGAGGCCGCCGAAAAGGCCGCAGCGGAAGCCAAGGCAGCGGAACAGAAACGCAAACUGGAUGCAGCCAAAGAGGAAGCCGAUGCCCAAGUGAAAGAAAAACUUGAGGCCAAGCGACGCGAAUAUGCUGAACGUUUGUCCCAUCUCAGUCCCGAGGAUCAGCAAAGAUUCAUUGAGAUGCGCAAGAGGCGCAAACAGCUGCAGGAACUCAAAUCUAAGGCCGAAGAGAAAAAGAAGCUCAAGAGAAUACAGGAAGCCAUGCGACUCAACGAUGCCGAGUAAAUCCAGUCGAGAUAUUUUUUCUCUCCUCCUUCCACGAUUGAAUCUUUUGACUAACCAAUACUAAUAUAAUACCAGAGACAUAUCGGCCAAGGAAACGAAAUAAUAGUGUAAAACAAGUAUUAGCUUGAUCUCUGCUAGAUCAGAUCUCUGCUGCAGAGCAGAAAAGAGCAGAGCAAGGCAAGUUUUCCCCCCCACACACACACCCAGAAACACCCAAUCAAUCAAUCAAUCAAUGAAUCAACCAAACAGUAAUCAAAUAACCAGAGAAAUUUCUACAGUGAAUACAGCUUAAAAGCAUUUAAGUGGUAUCUACUGUAACUAUAAAUCCAUCACAUAUACAGAUCAUAGAUAUAUAUAUCCAAGAGUUCACCAGCCAUUGCGUAGCACAAACGAAAAAACGAUGCAUACAAACGAAUACACAAAAGGGUAAAAAAAACACUUUCGAAAUCUUCGAUUGAUAACGUUCGAUAUCGGUUGUUGUUGUUGUGCUAUAGCUACUACUUAUAGAAGAUGCCAAGCCUUAGCCUUAUUAAUGCCAACUUUUCAACCUUUUUCGAUAUGAAGAACGCAAUGAAUUCCGGGCAGGACUCACAAUACACACACAUAUAUAUCGUGACGUAUAUGUAUGCGUAUAUAUAUUUAUAGGAUAUGAUAUAUAUACGUAUAUUCAUCCUCUUAGCGCCCUACCCCCCCGAUAAUACUAAUAGUGCACGAAACUAUAUUUUUUUUGUUUUUUUUUUUUAAAUAAUAUUUCCUAAUGAAAAAUAAAAAGAAAUUAAGUAAAUAAAAGUUUAGCAGCGCGCACACAGAAGCAACUUUUAAAAAAUAGUAAUGUACAGAUAAUA
This is a messenger RNA of Drosophila willistoni, 3326 nucleotides long. RefSeq names its product trichohyalin. The transcript is spliced from 6 exons. NCBI's taxonomy places the organism in Eukaryota, Metazoa, Arthropoda, Insecta, Diptera, Drosophilidae. The record is from RefSeq and is a predicted model, not a curated record. Bases 199 to 2481 code for a protein of 760 amino acids.